This is a messenger RNA of Helicoverpa zea (corn earworm), 9735 nucleotides long. It is a transcript of the gene heca, whose product is annotated as headcase protein. The transcript has 5 exons. NCBI's taxonomy places the organism in Eukaryota, Metazoa, Arthropoda, Insecta, Lepidoptera, Noctuidae. The record is from RefSeq and is a predicted model, not a curated record. The coding region runs from base 95 to 1330 and encodes 411 amino acids.
CGGCCGCGCGCGCUCCGACAAGCAUGUGUUUCGCGUGACGCGCUCCACUACUUCCGCGCGGCACGUUCGUUUUCGUUGGCAAGUCGAUCGUGGCAUGGCUCCGCGACGGCAAGGCGCCACCGGCGAGCAUGAGGCGGAGGAGGCUCGCGGGUGCUGCGUCCCCGGCGAGUGCCUUCGCCCCCGGGAACCGGUGCGUAUCGAAGAUGCCGUGCGCGUGCUAUGCAACAACGACACGUGCGCCGCCGGCCGGUACAUGCACCGCGAAUGCUUCGAGCAAUGGGAAGGUGGAGUUCUCGCUUAUCUCAAAUCCUGCGGCCGAGCGCGCUCGUGGUCUGAACGCCAGAGGCAUCAGAAUUUAUGGACCAAGAAAGGGUACGAUCUGGCUUUUAAGGCUUGCGGCUGCAGGUGCGGCAGAGGGCACUUGAAGAAAGAUCUGGACUGGGCACCUCCGGGAGCUGCGAUUCGCGCUGAGGAGGAGAAGAAGCGUCGCCGGCGCACGCGGUCGGGCCGCACGCCGGCCGCGGCUGACGGCCGCUCGCGCACCUUCAGCCUGUCCAGCUCGGGCUCGUGCUCGCCGCCAUCAGCGCUCUCCGAACCCUCGGCCAGCCCCACUCACGCCCCGACGCACGCCGUCACUCCGGCUAAGAAGAUAUCCAAACCAGAAAUUGUUUCCGACCGGAUCAGAGCCGGCGCUGGCGCCAACGGAAUAUUUUCCCGAAGGCUGGACUUUUCUACUUUCAAUCUGCUACCGAAGCACAAAGUCAACUCAUAUCAAAUCAAGAUUGAGGACGAGGGCAACCAUGGCAACGACGACACGCGGCUAUUCAUCCUGUCGACGCUGGCUGGACAGCACAAGCCUAGGGUGACCUGCGCGCUCUGCAAGGAGACCCUGCAUGUCUUCGACCGGUAUCCACUGGUCGAUGGGACUUUCUUCUUGAGCCCGCGCCAACAUAACAGCGGCGCUGUUGAGGUGAAAGUGGAAGGUCGCACGCAAUACCUGACGUGCGUGUGCAUGGGCUGCCUGGAGCGGUGCGACCCUGAGCGCACCAUCCGCUGCCGGUUCUGCGGACAGAAGUGGGACGGCUCCUCGCUGGUGCUCGGCACCAUGUACUCUUAUGAUAUCUUCAUGGCUACGCCGUGCUGCGCUGAAAGAUUGAAGUGCAACAACUGCUUCAAAGCCCUGCUCCACCCACAGCAGCGGCUAAACUAUUCCGACUACUCGCACCCAGUGACGUGCCCGCACUGCCGCGUGCUCGACACCCACUUCGUCAAGCCGCUCAGCUACUGCUUCACAAAGAGGGCCUUCCCGCUGUUCCAGCAGUGGCCAUAACAGUCGGCGGUGCCAGGAGGCUCUCCUGGCACCCCCCCUGCUUCCGACACGUGGGGCCUGGCGCCGUCGCCUCCGCGCCGCGCCUCCCCGCCCGCGCUGCGUCCCGUCAUCAACACUAGCAUGGCCUCCCGCUCACAAGACCCGCCCGCUGAAGAACCCGCUACCAAGUACCUCGCGCCUACCCUCGCGAGCCUCACCGAGUCGUUGUCCCUGCUAGGAGUCAGCCCCGAAACGCUGGCCAUGAGCCUGGGCGAAUCGCUGGCCGAGCGCUAUUUGGCCACGCUGCGCCCCAAGCCCGUGGAGCGCACGGUGGAGCGGCCCAUGGAGCGGCUGGGCGGCGGCUGCGGCAUCCCGCGCCGCACGCCGCUCGCAGAGCCCUCGCUGCAGCUGUUUUCCAACGACUUCAUCGACUACUUGAAUCAGAUUGCUUAAUCCUGUGCUGUGCUGGAUCUGACGCGCCGAUAGACUUUUCUGUGUUGCGAUGUUUGUUUCUUGAACUUUAACUGCGUCCGAUGACGCUAGACAUAAUUUCUGUUAAAUUAAGUUGGUAUUAUUGAUAAUAAUUUUAUGUGUCAGUUUAGAUUGUACUAUUGAUUUUAUUUUAAUUUUAUUUUGCACUUUGUUGAUUGGGAGUUGAUUUUUUAACGAAAAUAAUAAUUAGCGGUUUAGUGAUGCCAGAAAUUGCAUUUUUUGUUUCGGAUCAAUCUUAAAUUGGGAAGUAUAUUUCCAUUUGGAGAAGUAAACGGCGUGAGUUUUAAAUUAUUGAUUACCUUGUAUUUCAGUGAUACUGAUGACCCUAUCUGAUAGGGGCGUUCGCGUGGAGUGUUGUUUAGUUCAAUUUAGUUUAUUAGUUAUGUUUUAUUUUAGCAAAAUUUUAAACCUAACUUAAGUGUUAUACAAUAUUUUCGUAGGUUUAUUGUGAACUUUUAUUUCCUCCCACCAAAUGGCACUUUGCAGUGUAAGGGAAGUCUACUUCUGCUGAAGAUGCCAUGUUAGGUUAUCGUCUUUAAUAUCAGUUUCAUUUACUUAUUGUAUUUUCACAUACAUACCUUAUUUAAACAGUAAUGGUAGAGGAUUUUAAAUGUAAGUACCUAAUUGCUGUGUCACCAAUAAUAUGAUUAGCCUGUCUAUAUCUAUGACUUACAUUUAUUGUAGGCUUAUGUAAUGUCGAAUUGUUGUUUUACAUAGGUUUCUAAAUAUUUAUAUCUCAUUGAUUAACGGACUGCAUGAGGAAUUAUAAAAAAAAUAUUCAAAUAUAAACUUUUUGGAAUAGUGCCAUAUCAGUUGAAAGAAGGUGAAAUACUCCUUUGGAAUAAAAUUUUAAAAAAAGUGAAUACCGUUAAUCAUUGAGAGAAGUUUAAUUCUUAACAAAGAAUAAACGUUUUUUUUUAAUACUAUCGUCUAUACGUUUGGCUAUCUGAAUAGUUUAGGUUUAAGGGUUUUUCUUAUUAUCAUGAAUGUCUAUUUAUUUGUAAGUGAAUAGCGCUUCGACAUUUACUAAGCGUUUAAGUGAUGAACGGACUUACUCAGUAACUGUUUAAUGUUAAUGUUUUAGGUAAGGUUUUUAUACAUUUGAUACUUAUUACUCGCAAAGUGAUUACAAGUGAUAAUUCUUAGUAAUAGUGCGUGUUUAGCGAUUAAUGAAAUAUAAUAACAACUAAAAAGUGGUGCGGAUAGUUAGGCGAUAGGGGAGUAUACAGAUAAAGUGAUAAAAUGAGCGGAUGUCCGCAAUGUUAGGCAAUAAUUCUAAUGAAGACUUGACACUUUUUAUAGGUAAAAAUUUUUCGCAUUAUCCUUCUUAAAUCGAUACUGCCAUUUACAUUUUACUAAUCUAAUCGAUACAUUGCCUAGUUCUGUCAAAAUUCUUUGGUCUGACUGUUGGUAGUUUUUGAUAUAUUUUUUAAACAAUAGAUCAACAAAAAUAUUUUGAUAAAACAUUCUUUAAAAAUCAUGCCAAAAAAAUAACGUACUAAAUAAAUAUUGCUCUACUCAUGUCGAUAUUCCCAACUCAGACCACAAAAUCAAAACUAGGUACUGUAUUUGUUCUUUUUUUGGACUGACUACGACUAGUUAGUGCUGUUGUGUAGUUAUAGGCUCACCUUCAUAACACAUCACGCCAUCAUCCGCAUCACUGCACCUCAUUACGUCAUCGUCAUCACGGCACGGUUUGAGUGGACGGCAGACUGGCUUCUAUGUCCACACACAUAAGGUUCAAAUUUCAACAGCACGGACACGCUUGUUAAGUAUUUAUUGAAAGCUUUAGAUUUCCAUUUUUAGCUAUAAGCUAUCACUGUCUAGCAUUUAUUCAGUAGUUUUUUUAAGACUGGAAAAGAUCCAAAGAUAGCUAAAAUAUAUUGAGCUCCCGUUUAAGGAAAUUUAGUAGAAUCAACCUCGCAUAGUAAAAUAAACUCGCUAACACAGUUUGGCAGCUGCUUUUACGCUUUAAAAUUAUUCAAUUAUUAGAAAUUAACGCGGACAUAAUAAUAAAAAUCAUCAAUUUGAGCUUUCAUAAAAUAUUUAACGAUGCAAUGUUGAUCGUCGCUUGCGCACAUCCGUCGGACUAUAGUCGCCGGUCGCCUUGUGUGGUUGUAAUACCUCUUACAUAUUUUUAUAUUAGUAUCCUCUGCUUAAAAGUUAUUCUAAGAUUUAAAAUAUAUCUCAGACAAGACAUUUAUCAUAGCAUGGCGUAAUAUUUGUAAAUAUGCCGUUUAUUCUACUACACGCAGAUGCUUAACAAAAAGUAUUUAAUGAGAUAUUAUUGCAUAUUUCUAGUUUAGCAGUAAAUCGAUAGUACAUAAUUUCAAUAAUAUCAAAGAUCCCUACUUAUUUUAAAGCGUUCCGGCCGCGACACGAACACACAACAUAUGUUAAUCAAUUUUAAUUUUAUCGAAGUUUGCUCGUUCGAAUAUAGAAUUAUAUUUAAAAGUUUAAAUAUACAUUUAAAUAAAUGUAUGUAUCCAAUAAAGUAUUUGAAAAAAAAAAAGAUUAAGACGAGCUGUUGUUGGUAUAUUUAGAAAAAUAUUAAAAAUGAACCAGAUCAUCUGAUGGUGGCCAUGUACAAAAGUAAGUGUGGUGCGUUCGUGCCGCGAGCUCGCAUAGUCGACACAAAUUAUAAAAUCAUAUUGUUUAAUAGUCAAAUACAGAGCCAUCUAUGUAGAUGUAUAAUCAUAGUAGGUACUACGUUUACGGUGACUCAUCGAAAGUAUCAAGUCAUUGACUCCCCCCUCUAUCCGGUACAAAAACAAAGUAUUUUCAAACGCCAUAUUGAAAACAAAUUCCAAUAAGACGUUUAUAUCAAAGUUCUCUGAAUCAAUAAUAAGGCUGUUUGUUUCAUAUUUUAUAGAUAUUUCAAUAUUGAUGAAUCUUUGACAAACAUUACCUCUUUAGAUACAAAAAAAAAUAGUAAAUUAUAGUGUCAAGCAGAGAGGUUCCAGAAAUUGUGUUAAGAGAAUAUUUACAGUUAUGAGUCGCAGUACACACAGUGACAAAGUUGUGUACUCGACUGCGAAAAUAUACAAUCCAGAGUAAAUGUUUAUCGUAGCCACUGAAAAAUAAUAUCCUGGGAUUCAGCUCUGUCGGACCUCAUAUCGUGGAGCAGUUGAACAUUUUACAGUAUUUGUCCCGUUUUAUUUGAAAUGAUAUGAGUAUAUCUUCAUUUAUAGCUCCCCUACAAAUUGAGCUCUUUUAGAGUAUGUUUAUUAUUUUGAAGAUUUUAUUGACACUUCAAAGGUUGUAUAGAUAAUUGAAUAGUACACAGAUGUACGUUCAUCUGGACAAUAGUUCGGUCUUUCCUAACUUUCGUACACAAACGAUACAUAAUCUGAAUAUGUGUUUGAUUAUUCAUAUUUUAGACACUUAGUUACUUGUUCAGUUUUAAUAAUAAAUGUAAUUAACACAAACGUUGCCAACUUUCUUAGUUUAUUUGCACAUAUUUGUUAAAUUUUGUAAUUAAUGACAAUUUAUUUAGAAACCGACAUUCGAAUUUCUUCAUGUUGAAUUUUAAUGUGGUGUAAUUUAGUGAAUUGCUUAAAAGUACAAAGAAACAAUUUGUUACUUUUGCAAAUUUUAUAAAGUAAAUCAAAUACAUACCUAUUAAAAUUAACCCUCAUCUUAGGUAAUCUUUAUGAAAUAGUUGCUGUAAUCCUAAUAUAACCGCAAUUGUUUUUGUUUGACAGAAUUAUGUAAUAUUAACAGUUUUAUUGGUUUUUAUAAUAUAAAGGAAUUUUGUUUUAUGUUCGUUAAAAUUUAGGAGCAAAAUUGUUACUUAUUAUAAAAAAAAAAAAAACUAUAAUUAUAUUAUAUUAUUUUGAUCUUCAUUACUUUAUGACACGUAUUUUAUCGAAUGCUAUACUUAUUAGAAAUCGUACAUUGUACCUCUAGCACUCAAUAAGUAGGACUACAUCGUCGGCAUAAUACGUCUCGCUUUUGAAUAUAGAUUUAAUCAAAUCUUAUUUCCACUGUAGUUCUUAUUUAUAGUCGUAGGGUUUUCUUUCAUUAAUAAUAAUUGGUAUGAAUGUGGAUGAAUGUCUGUGGUCACACUUAUAAUUAAGUUUAGUCAUUGUCUUGUUCUCUUCAUUGUAAUGAUUAUCGGUAAUGGUAAUCUCGUGCCAAGCGAGUAUUGUUAUUAUGAAUGGUGUACAUUCUGGUCAUAGGUGGUGCACUCGCGCCCAAGUAUGUGAAAUUAAAUUAGAAAUUUUCCCGUGAUAUGUAACGUAUAUUAAACGCACUCGGUGUUAUGCCUGCCUUCGUCACUGCCGCUUUUGACAUUAAAUGUUUAACGGUAGACGUCGCGUGUCCAAUGCGUAACGUUCUGUUGUACCGACCGAAUAAAAUCACAAUUAAACCGCAAAUCUAGCGAUGGCAUGUUUAUGUCUCUAUAAUUCCAAUAAUAAAUGCUACCAGAGCAUUGGUUGCUACUAAACACAAAGGAUAAUGACUUAAACAGUAAAAUCUCUUUGCAAUAAAUUCAACAGAACUUUAUGAGAAGGGCCGUGCAGCAUUUCAUUGAUAUUUUUAUAGGAUGUCGCUUUUAUAUCUCGCGUAAGGUAAAACUGAAGGCAGACCCAGGUCCGAGGCAGGUUAUCAAUGUGACAUUCAGCAUCCAAUGAUACCCGGCGUCCAUAAGCUCAAAAUUUUCCAAAACGCAUGGCUGAUUCUAGUAUACGGCUGUUAUUGGUUAGUGAAAAAGAUGCAAAUCAAAAACAUGUUAAUUAUAUUUUGAUACUCGAUGUUUUCUACACUAAUGUAGUAAGUUCGUAUUAAUCUUUUGUAUUAACUUGUAUAGGUAGGGUUAACGUCGCGCUCGUUCGCAUUUAGUAGUUGAGACGGACCAGUAGGUAAGUCUGAUCAAUUGUAGUUCGGUCGGUUUAUUUUUAUACUGAAGCGGGCCAGUUCAAGUAAAUUGCUCUCCAAACUAUCAAAUGCGAUACGAUUGUGAAAGGUGAUAUUACAUUACAGUCAUUAGGCUGUAGGCGGACGAGGCUGCCUCGGCGACCCCGGCGUACGCGCGUACGGUGUAAGUCAAUACAAGUUAGUUAGCCGACAGAACUCUCGCGAAAUCGGACUCCGACGUCCAAUCCGGAGCAUUUUGUACGCACAUGUAAAAUUGGUGAUAAAGUGACGAAUUGGUUAAUGAUAAUAACUAAGUUAUUGCGUAGCAAUUAGACUAAACGAUUAUACUACGUAAUGCGCGGGGUACAUCAGGGUAUGAGUGUCAUAAUUUGUAAUAACUAAAACUUUUGUACUUUCGUAACGGUAACGAGUAAUUUAGUAAUAAACUUUUUCUAUUAAUAUGUAUAAUGCAUAAAUUAAACAUCAAGUAAUAUACUUUUUUUACUGGAAACGUAGAUGUAGUAUUUUUGUAAGACAAACGAGACUCGAUCUCGUACGUGUAUCACAGCGAUAAUAGGUAUUGUGUAAGACCGAUUGUCCGUCCAACGCUGAGAGGCAAUCUUGUCGGAACAUCUCCCAUCUAUUUCAUAUGGAUUUCACGAGAACUGUCUUCAAGAUUGUAUCUUAACAUUUGACGAACAGCUCUAAGGUCAUCGUGUAAUUAGGCUAGUAAGUCUUUAAAUAUUUGUGCAUUUUCUAUUUGAUUGGAUGCUUUGUAAAAGUCACUCUAAUUGGAUACAUUUUCGUUUAUCGGAAUGCAAAAAACAGCAUGAUAUCGAUGCAUUUUAAUGUAACCGCAGCGUGUUCGCUUCGGUGAUCCUGGUUACGGAGAAAUGUAAGUGAAAUAUUUCAGCCGUAUUGCCGUACCAGAGUAAUUACCGCAGCGAUGAUUCAUCGCUUGUCUAUCGAGUAAAAAAUAUAAUAGCGAUACUCCGCGGCCAGACUAAAUGACAAAUGUACUGAACAUGGAUGUCUUUUAAAAGCAUCUCAACACUAAUGAAGCAUUUUUUCAUAACUGUGUAUAUCUAUAAAUGUAUGUUUGAAUGAAUGAAUAACUUCGAUAUAUUUUAUAAUAUUUCCGUUGUCCUGUGUAGGUACAAUGGAUAUCUUCGUAAUAUUUACUAAUAAUGAGUGUGGUCAUGUGUUAUGUAAGUGUUCUUUUCUAUAAUGAUCUCUUGUUUACUUACAAUUUAACUGAAAUAAGGUAAGAGUCGUGGAACGAUGCUGAGAUGCUCAGAUGGAAACGCCAAUUGAUUAAUUUUAAGUAAAGUAUAAGUGCUUGAUUUAUCGGUAAGGAUCGUUUUAAAAAAUAUACUAUUAAAUACGUCUAUACCAUUGAAAAUUGAUAUUAUUAAAACUUGGAUACGUCUCAACGUAUAUUUUUGUAUAUUCGGAGUCGAUGCGUAAGGAAUUGGCACAAAUAAAAUUUUAAGAGUAAAUAAGAUAAUUCUGACUAAAGUUAAGAUGAAAAAGUUCCAUUUUGUAACGAUUUUAAAAUAUUGAGGAAAAGCUAUUAAUUUUUGUAACGAUAGUGAGCGUUGUAUUGUCUUUAUUGUAAAGUUGAGGAAAGCGAGAAGUUAGCUGUAAGGUUGUUUCAGAAAAUUGUAAUAAAACUGGAGAGGCGAAAAAAUAAAACAUGUUAUAUUUUAUACGGAUCCUGAUAUUGUACGCCACUUGGGCGGACUUUGUGUUACUUUACGAAAAUAGGUGUAAGUUUGCUCUUUAAAAGAGUUUUUGAGGUAGUAGGUUUAGUAGGCUUAGUGUUUUUUAUACUGGCUUGAUGUUGUGACAUUUAUUAUUAAUAUAUGAUAUCGAUAAAACGCAGUACUACCGAACAAGCAGCCAACACUGAUCAAUAGCAGAAUGUGUAGUGGGUACUGACUUGGGAUGCAUUAUGUUGUUUUCGUUUACGUGGGCGACGAGCGGGCAGCAUCCCUGCAGUUGUGAUCAUUACCAAAGUGUUGCUGUUCGCAAGCAUAUCAUUUUAAUACGACGCUAGAUACAUUUUUCGGUACAAAAAUCUUAGCAAAGUUUUAAUUCUAUUCGAUUUAUGAUAUAUUGUUAGACAAUUCUGUGUUGUUGGUUCUGUAGCGGAGGGCUCGUGGAUCGCGCGAUCUCCUCGAAAGCCGAUUCUAGUCGGUACCGUCGGCUUCACUAUCCAACCCGCCCGCGGUUCAUACUGUCGCGAGUCCCCUCACAGACCGACGAUCAUCCUGAAUUAUUUCAGUUAUUUAGCAGAAUUAUAUUAUUGUCUAGUAUUCCGAUUAUGUUACGUUUUAUAUUGCUUAUAUUAUAUAUUAUUGAUACAAUGUUUAUUAAGUAUUUAAUAUUCAUUUUGAUGAGGACCUAGUCGAUUCUCUAUAUAUCACAUCUCCCAAAGUACAAAUUCCUUGUUGUUUAGUCCAAUUUUGUUUGACUGUUAUUGAAUGGAAAUUAUUUUAGCGAGCGUUCGUUGGCAGUGCGUUGUCGACAGUGUCGGCACGCGGGGCGCGGCCGGCGUCUCCUCAUUUUCUAUUGAACCCUGCCUGCAUCUUGUUCGUUCGUACCAAUACUGUAUUGGCAACUCAACGGCUUGUCAGACAUUUAAAUAUAGCCGGCGGAGGGCGUAAAUGUUGAGUAAACAUUGAAAAAAAAAAACUAGUUGAAAUAAAUCCAUAUUACAUAAAAUCGUUUAUUUACUUUGCCGAUUUAGGCACGUUAUUACAAUUUAUGUUUAGCAGCUUUUAACUUAAGUUAGAAUAAUUUUAAUAAUUUACCUUUUUUAGUUAUUUAAUGCACAAUGAAUAACCCAAUAAGUUACUUUUUCAUUUCUACUAAUUGUACUGUAGACCAGUUUUCAUAGACUGUUCGAUUGUCAACUUCUUUUUUUAUUACCAUUGUUUUUAAUUAUACGUAAUCGCCUACUACACAUUAUCGAUUGGAAAGCUGAUUUAGCUAUGAAAUAUUCAAAUGACACUAUACCUACGAUAAAUACAAUGAAACCUUUAUAAAAAUAAAAUCUAUAAAAAAUAUAA